AUGAACAAUUCUACUAUCCUUUUAUGUACAUCAAAUGAUUAUACUAUUGAUUGUUUGUUAGGACAAGGUGCUUAUGGUCAAGUAUUUAAGGGGAAAUUUCAAAAAAAAAUUGUUGCUAUUAAAGAAAUGAUGUUUGAUAGAAAUUAUCAAUAUGAAUAUAAUUGUUUUAGGAGAGAAAUCGAGUUAAUAAAAAUACUAAUUCAUCCAAACAUUGUUGAGACAAUAGGUAUUGUUGAUGAACCAAAAAAUCUUGUAUUAAUUAUGGAAUAUGUUCCAGUUGGUUCAUUAAGAGAAUUAAUCAAAAGUCAAGAAUUAAAAAAAGAAAUGAGAAUUCGUGUUUGUUAUGACGUUAGUAUUGCCCUUUCGUAUCUUCAUCACCUUAACAUUAUUCAUCGUGAUAUCAAAAGUGGAAAUGUAUUAUUGACAACAAAAAAAGAAUAUAAAGCAGGAGUUGUUGCUAAGUUAUGUGAUUUUGAAUCAUGUUGUUAUGAAAAAGAUUCUAUUGUUGAUAAGAAAAUUGGCACGCCAAUAUAUAUGCCACCAGAACAAUGGAAUUCAAAAAAACUAACAAAAGAAAGUGAUAUUUAUUCAUUUGGAAUAUUAUGUUAUGAGUGCAUUGAUAAUCAUCUUCCAUAUGAUACUCCUGAAUUUUUAAAUGAAUGGAAUAUAGCAAUGUUUGUAUGUCAAAAUAAAAGACUUCCAAAACCAAAAGAGUGUAAUGAAUAUUUUUGGAAAAUUAUCACAGGAUGUUGGUGUAAUGAACCAUCUCAACGAAUGAGUUUGUUAUAUUAUUAA
Entamoeba dispar SAW760 is the source of this 795-nucleotide messenger RNA. RefSeq names its product serine/threonine protein kinase HT1, putative. NCBI's taxonomy places the organism in Eukaryota, Evosea, Mastigamoebida, Endamoebidae. The transcript has a single exon. The record is from RefSeq and is a predicted model, not a curated record. Gene Ontology annotation, biological process: protein phosphorylation. Gene Ontology annotation, molecular function: protein kinase activity; ATP binding. Bases 1 to 795 code for a protein of 264 amino acids.